AUGGCAGAGAUUAUUAAAGAAGAAUUAAAUAUAGAAGAGUUUGAGAUAAAGGAAGAGGUAGUUUCCUUUAAGGAAGAAAUCCUUCUCUCCUCUACCGUAGAAGAUACAUGUAAAGAUGAUAUAAAAAAAGAAAAAAAAGGAAUACAAGUAAAACCUGUAUUUGAUCAUGAUUUUCAAACUGAGCCAAUCAUCAAACAUGAAUUCGAAGAUUUUAAUUCAGGUGUACAAGAUGUUGAAAACAGUAAACUUGUAUUUGAUCCCGAUUUUCACACCGAGCUAAUCAUUAAAAACGAAUAUGAGGAUUGUAUCUUGUAUGUAUCUUGUUCUCAAUGUGAAAAUGCCGCAACUACUGCAUAUUCUUUGAGGAUCCAUGUAGAAAGUAAACAUGAAGGAUUGAGAUAUUCUUGUUCUCAAUGUGAACAUGACGCAACUACUGCAUAUUCUCUGAGGAUCCAUGUAGAAAGUAAACAUGAAGGAGUGAGAUAUCCAUGUUCUCAAUGUGAGCAUGCUGCAACUACGGCAAAUAAUCUGAAGAAACAUGUUGAAUAUAAACAUGAAGGAGUUAGAUAUCCUUGUUUGCAUUGUGAAUUUGCUGCAACUACAGCAAGUUAUCUGAAGAUACAUGUUGAAGGUAAACACGAAGGAGUGAGAUAUCCAUGCUCUCAAUGUGAUUAUGCUGCAACUAUGUCGAGUGACUUGAAGAAACAUGUUGAAAGAAAACAUGAAGGAGUGAGAUAUCAUUGCUUUCUAUGUGAGCAUUCGGCAACUUCAGCAGGUAACCUGAAGAAACAUGUUAAAAGAAAUCAUGAAGGAGUGAGAUAUUCAUGCUCUCAAUGUAAUUAUGCUGCAACUAUAUCGAGUGACUUGAAGAAACAUGUUAAAAGAAAACAUGAAGGUGUGAGAUAUCCAUGCUCUCAAUGUGAUUAUGCUGCAACUAUAUCGAGUGACUUGAAGAAACAUGUUGAAAGUAAACAUGAAGGAGUGAGAUAUCCUUGUCCUGAAUGUUUAAAAGAUGUUGAAAACAGUAAACCUGUAUUUGAUCCCGAUUUUCACACCGAGCUUAUCAUUAAAAACGAAUAUGAGGAUUGUAAUUUAGGUGAAAACAUGGAUGACAGAUUUGAAAAUUUUAAAUCAAAACCAAAGUGAAACAAGAAACGUGAAGUGGAAUACACUUGUAAUGAGUGUGAGUAUGUUGCAACUGAAGCAGGCAAUCUAAAAUACCACAUCAAAAGUAAACAUGAAGG
Eurytemora carolleeae is the source of this 1244-nucleotide messenger RNA. Its product is annotated as zinc finger protein 709. The coding region runs from base 1 to 1146 and encodes 381 amino acids. The record is from RefSeq and is a predicted model, not a curated record. Gene Ontology annotation, biological process: regulation of DNA-templated transcription. The transcript has 5 exons. Lineage: Eukaryota; Metazoa; Arthropoda; Copepoda; Calanoida; Temoridae. Gene Ontology annotation, molecular function: RNA polymerase II cis-regulatory region sequence-specific DNA binding; DNA-binding transcription factor activity, RNA polymerase II-specific.